AUGGAUUUAAAAAAAGACAAUAUUGCUAAAAUAGCUAAUAGUCUUUGUUUAAAUGAUCUUAGGAAUCUUAUGCCAUAUGAUAAGAUUUAUAAUUAUAAGAAUGAUGAUAUAUAUGAAGUUGAAUUAUUUGACAUGAAAAAUAUUAAGGAAAAAGAUAUAUAUUAUUGCUUUUGUCUUGUGAAAGAAAAUUUAGAGGAAAUGUAUAAAAGAUCAUCUUUUGGAUGGUCAUCUAGGCGAAAACUUAAAGAAAUGAAAGCAAAGAAUACAAAAUAUAUUAUUAUCAGAAAAGAAAAGAAACAAGAUAUUAUUGGAUUUUUAAGUUAUCAAAUUGUAACUGAAGUAGGUGAGCAUGUUAUUUAUUGUUAUGAAAUACAAGUUCUACAAGCAUAUCGUGGAUUCGGUGUUGGAUAUAAUCUUAUGAAAAUAAUGGAAAUUUUGGGUCUAAAAUUAGGUCUUCAAAAAGUUAUGUUAACUGUAUUUAAUUGCAAUAUAUCUGCAUUGCGUUUUUAUGAAAAAAUGGGGUAA
This is a messenger RNA of Pneumocystis murina B123, 525 nucleotides long. RefSeq lists its product as hypothetical. The coding region runs from base 1 to 525 and encodes 174 amino acids. The transcript is spliced from 4 exons. The record is from RefSeq and is a predicted model, not a curated record. Gene Ontology annotation, cellular component: nucleus. Gene Ontology annotation, molecular function: histone H2A acetyltransferase activity; histone H4 acetyltransferase activity; protein N-terminal-serine acetyltransferase activity. NCBI's taxonomy places the organism in Eukaryota, Fungi, Ascomycota, Pneumocystomycetes, Pneumocystales, Pneumocystaceae.